AUGGUCAAGAUUGCUAUUGCAGGAGGCUCCAGCGAGCUGGCUAGCGAGGUUCUCGACAAGCUCGUAGCCACAGGAAAGCACGAGAUCACUGCCUUGGUUCGAAAGGACCCUUCUCAAUACACCCCUCGUGCCGGCGUUCGCUAUGUUCAGGCCAACUAUCAAGACAAGGCGGAGCUGGCUCAACUUCUCAAGGGCAUUCACACAGUUCUGUCCUUCAUUGCAGCUCACCUAGACCCGGAAAACCAAGCUCAAAAGAACCUCAUUGAUGCAUCGGUUGAAGCUGGGGUUACACGCUUCGCCCCAUCCGAGUGGUCGACUGGCGUCAAGAUCGCGUCUUCCCUCGAUGCAAUGCCUUGGUACACUGGCAAGGUUGAAGUCGCCCAGUACUUGGAGGAUCUGAACAAGGAUAAGAAGGUUCUCCAGUAUACUCGCUUCCAAGUAGGCUCUUUCAUGGACUAUCUUUGCCACCCUUACAAGGCGUCCAAGUAUAUCACCACUCUCCCGAUCAACAUCGACCUGGCAAAGAAACACGCCAUUGUUGUCGAGGGUUCUCUGGACGAUGAAAUGACCUACACGAGCGUUGGAGACAUUGCUCAUGUGGUUGCACGUGCCGUUGAUUACGAGGGGGAAUGGCCCGUCAUUGGAGGUAUCCAGGGAGAUAAGAUCACCAUCGGGGAGGUCCUGAAAAUCGGCGAAAAGAUCCGAGGAGAGCCUUUUACGAUUGAGUGGCUCAAGAUGGAGGAUCUGGCGGCCGGAGAGCUCAAGACCGACAACUAUCCUCGCAUUGAUUUGCCUUCUAUCCCCAAAGACCAAGUCGAGUCAUUCUCCAAGAUGGCCAUUGCUGGAGUUCUCAUCGCCAUGACUCGAGGCGUCUGGACUGUGUCGGAUGAGUGGAACAAGAUUUUCCCCGACUACAAGUUUACCAAGGUUGAAGAGCUGCUGAAGGAAGCUUGGAAGGGACAUUAG
Fusarium vanettenii 77-13-4 is the source of this 966-nucleotide messenger RNA. RefSeq lists its product as uncharacterized. NCBI's taxonomy places the organism in Eukaryota, Fungi, Ascomycota, Sordariomycetes, Hypocreales, Nectriaceae. The record is from RefSeq and is a predicted model, not a curated record. The transcript has 6 exons. Bases 1 to 966 code for a protein of 321 amino acids.